This is a messenger RNA of Arvicola amphibius (Eurasian water vole), 3862 nucleotides long. RefSeq names its product protein kinase C alpha (gene Prkca). The coding region runs from base 226 to 2244 and encodes 672 amino acids. Gene Ontology annotation, molecular function: ATP binding; diacylglycerol-dependent serine/threonine kinase activity; zinc ion binding. Gene Ontology annotation, biological process: protein phosphorylation. NCBI's taxonomy places the organism in Eukaryota, Metazoa, Chordata, Mammalia, Rodentia, Cricetidae. The transcript has 17 exons. The record is from RefSeq and is a predicted model, not a curated record.
GGCUGUCAGUUAGCGUGGGGCCAGCCAGCGAGCGAGAGAGCCGGAGAGAGCCAGAGAGCGCCGCUCCGCUCCCAGCUCCGAGCAGCGCAGCGCCGGCCAGGCUCUCCCCGGCCACCGCCGCCACCACCGCACCUCUGCACCGCCACCUGGGCCGCCGCCCCCGCCCACCCCGGCCCUCCCCGGCUGCUGCUCCCAGGCGGAGGCAAGAGGUGGUUGGGGGGGACCAUGGCUGACGUUUACCCGGCCAACGACUCCACGGCGUCUCAGGACGUGGCCAACCGCUUCGCCCGCAAAGGGGCGCUGAGGCAGAAGAACGUGCACGAGGUGAAGGACCACAAAUUCAUCGCCCGCUUCUUCAAGCAACCCACCUUCUGCAGCCACUGCACCGACUUCAUCUGGGGGUUUGGGAAACAAGGCUUCCAGUGCCAAGUUUGCUGUUUCGUGGUUCACAAGAGGUGCCAUGAGUUCGUUACUUUCUCUUGCCCGGGUGCAGACAAGGGGCCCGACACUGAUGACCCCAGGAGCAAGCACAAGUUCAAGAUCCACACUUACGGAAGCCCCACCUUCUGUGACCACUGCGGCUCCCUGCUCUAUGGACUCAUCCACCAGGGGAUGAAGUGCGACACCUGCGACAUGAAUGUUCACAAGCAGUGUGUGAUCAACGUCCCCAGCCUCUGCGGAAUGGAUCACACAGAGAAGAGGGGGCGGAUUUAUCUGAAGGCCGAAGUCACUGAUGAAAAGCUCCACGUCACGGUACGAGAUGCAAAAAAUCUAAUCCCCAUGGAUCCGAAUGGGCUCUCAGAUCCUUACGUGAAGCUGAAACUCAUCCCUGACCCCAAGAAUGAAAGCAAACAGAAAACCAAGACCAUCCGCUCCACACUAAACCCUCAGUGGAACGAGUCCUUCACAUUCAAGUUAAAGCCUUCAGACAAAGACCGACGACUCUCUGUAGAAAUCUGGGACUGGGAUCGAACGACACGGAAUGACUUCAUGGGUUCCCUUUCCUUUGGUGUCUCAGAGCUGAUGAAGAUGCCAGCCAGUGGAUGGUACAAAUUGCUCAACCAAGAAGAAGGUGAAUACUACAAUGUGCCCAUCCCAGAAGGAGACGAAGAAGGCAAUGUGGAGCUCAGGCAGAAGUUUGAGAAAGCCAAGCUCGGCCCUGCUGGUAACAAAGUCAUCAGCCCGUCUGAAGACAGGAAGCAACCAUCUAACAACCUUGACAGAGUGAAACUCACAGACUUCAAUUUCCUCAUGGUGCUGGGGAAGGGGAGUUUUGGGAAGGUGAUGCUCGCUGACAGAAAGGGAACAGAGGAGCUGUACGCCAUCAAAAUCCUGAAGAAGGACGUGGUGAUCCAGGAUGAUGACGUGGAGUGCACCAUGGUGGAGAAGCGGGUGCUGGCGCUGCUCGACAAGCCCCCCUUCCUGACGCAGCUGCACUCCUGCUUCCAGACAGUGGACCGGCUAUACUUCGUCAUGGAAUAUGUCAACGGUGGGGACCUCAUGUACCACAUUCAGCAAGUAGGGAAAUUUAAGGAGCCACAAGCAGUAUUCUACGCAGCAGAGAUCUCCAUUGGCCUGUUCUUUCUGCACAAAAGAGGGAUCAUUUACAGGGAUCUGAAGCUGGACAACGUCAUGCUGGAUUCAGAAGGACAUAUCAAAAUCGCUGAUUUUGGGAUGUGCAAGGAGCAUAUGAUGGAUGGAGUCACGACCAGGACCUUCUGUGGGACUCCCGACUACAUUGCCCCAGAGAUAAUCGCUUACCAGCCUUAUGGAAAAUCCGUGGAUUGGUGGGCGUAUGGUGUGCUGCUGUACGAGAUGCUGGCCGGGCAGCCUCCGUUUGAUGGUGAAGAUGAGGACGAGCUGUUCCAGUCUAUAAUGGAGCACAAUGUGUCCUACCCCAAGUCCUUGUCGAAGGAAGCCGUCUCCAUCUGCAAAGGACUUAUGACCAAACACCCCGCCAAGCGGCUGGGCUGCGGGCCUGAGGGAGAGCGGGAUGUCAGAGAGCAUGCCUUCUUCAGGAGGAUCGACUGGGAAAAACUGGAGAACAGGGAGAUCCAGCCACCAUUCAAGCCCAAAGUGUGCGGCAAAGGAGCAGAAAACUUUGACAAGUUCUUCACGCGAGGGCAGCCCGUCUUAACACCGCCAGAUCAACUGGUCAUUGCUAACAUAGACCAGUCUGAUUUUGAAGGGUUCUCAUAUGUCAACCCCCAGUUUGUGCACCCGAUCUUGCAAAGCUCUGUAUGAAAUCCACAAAGGAGAGAUCAAAUGCCUCCCCAGUCCCCAGCCCCCCCCCCCCGCAGCAGUGGGAAAUGUUCCUUAACCCUAAAAAUUUAAGUCUAUGGCCUUGUUUGUUAUUCCACACAGAGGCCUGAAAAUUCUAAGGACGUUAGUCCAUAAGUGAUCAACUUUUCAGGAUCUCUCUGUCUCUCUCUCUCUCUCUCUCUCUCUCUCCUCUUCUACAACCAAGAACAUUAUCUUAGGGGAUGAUGACAUAAUGUACAGAGUCCAGCUUAAUUAUGUAGAAGCACAUCUGGCUCUAAGUUAAUUCUUCUUAGAAAACAAAGAGAUUUGUACCCCUUCCCAUUUUUGGUAUGAUCUGAUAUCUUCUCUACACCCUCCAUCUUUGGAUUCUCAUCAUCAGGAUCCCUCAGCCAGAGGUAGUGAAGUGAACCUGCUCCAGCUCAAAGGCUGGAAGCAUCUCGACCCAAGAUGUCUUUGGAAGGAAACAGCAGGAAGCCCAAAGAGUAAGCAAGGAGAGGUUGGGGUGUAGAACCUCCAAGACUCCAUCGCUUCUGUUCUCUGCUUCAGUGGAAACAGACCCUAGAAUCUGAGAGGGCAGAAUGAACCUUAUCACCGUCCCCAAACGUCACAGUACAACCACAGUACAGCAGUUUAAGAACGAAAGAAAACUUCAGACGAAUAUUCGUUGAAUCUAUCAUCUGGGUUGCCCUACUUGGUUGGUAACUAUCUUGAUGACUCAUUCUUUUUAAGAGGCCAAAUCAUCUAAGGACAUUGCUAAACAAGCAUGUGAAAUCAUUUCAGAUCAAGGAUAAACCAUGUGUAUGUUCAUUUUAAUCUCCGGGAGAUGAUUCCUCAAUCCAGGGUGCCAUCAGUAAUUAUCAUGCCACUAUUCGCGAGUGUUGUUAGCCAACCCCACACACACAUGAUAAUAUUUUACUACCUUUGUGGGUACCCUUCCUCAGAAGCUGACGUGUAUGACCCCACCCCUUUUUGUACUAUUUAUUUAAUAAGCUGCAGUGUCGUUUAUGAAAGUACAAUGUAUAGUAAUUUAAUCAAAGUAUUGAGUAGCAUCAGCCCCUAUUGAUGGAUUUUUCUCCUUUCUCUAGCCCUAAUAUCCACUUAGAGAUGAAAAACAAUAUAGUUUGGGUUCCCCUUUCCAGUUCCUAUUGAAUGACACACCUGGAGCUGUAGGAUCAAGAUACUUUAUGCUUAUAUCAGCUCAAAGUUGUUUUUCUUGCUAGAAGGAUUUUACUAUGUUUUGUGAGUGCAUCAUGCAAUGGAUUUUGCAUGUUUAUAAUAAACCUUAAUAGCAAGUUAAUCUAUAUUAUUGAUAUAAUUGUAUCAAGUAUAAAGAGUAUUAUGAUAAUUUUUAUAAGACACGAUUGUGCUAUAUUUGUGAAGGCUCAUGUUUCCAGUCUGCUUUAAGAUUAAGUGUUAGCUUUACUCAUUGCUGCUGUUGCUCUCUCUUACCCGCUCCCCCACACACUGGCACUCUAUCAGAAAUAUUAAUUUUUUAAUGUAGAUGUAAUUUUAAAUAUGAAUGGCUACUUUACACAUUUAACUAGGCUUUUACUAUAUAUGUAUAUAUGUGUAUAUAUAUAUAUUUGAUUCUACCUGCAAA